AUGUCCGUCGCCCGCGGAUACACGCGCAUCGCGCUCGGAAAGGUCUCGAACCCACCCAUCCUUCCCAUUCCCGGAGUGCGCGCGGGUAACAAUGUCCCGUUCUCUCUCAAGAAGACCCGCCGCAACUGGAAGCCGAACACGGCACGAUUCACCUGGCCUGUCGGUGUUGUCGCGGGCGCGAUGAACCGUGUCAUGGCCGCGCGCCAGACGCUCGAGGCCGACCCCGCUGCCAAGGUGGCUACGCGCGACCUGUACCCCCGCCUCAACAAGAUCAAGAUGACCAGGCAACAGUCGAGGGAGGUGCUCAAAGCCGGUGGUCUUGAGGGCAUGCUUCUGUCCCGCCCGUCGAAGCACUUCACGCACCAGGGCCGCGCGCUGCGCAACGAGAUGUUCGAGAAGCUGCACGAGCUGCGGCGGUCGCUUGACUCUAACCAGCAGAGCUAG
Messenger RNA from Cutaneotrichosporon cavernicola, 444 nucleotides. RefSeq lists its product as uncharacterized. Lineage: Eukaryota; Fungi; Basidiomycota; Tremellomycetes; Trichosporonales; Trichosporonaceae. The transcript has 2 exons. The record is from RefSeq and is a predicted model, not a curated record. Bases 1 to 444 code for a protein of 147 amino acids.